UCCACCUUCCUCAUCCAAGCAGACGAGAGAUUCCGGAGAUGGGAAGGCCCAGCGGAAGCACGCGCAAGGAAGCCAGGAUCGCCGACGGCGCCGGCGCCGACCGCUUCACCGCGCUGCCGAUCGAGCUCCGCGCGCACAUCGUCUCCUUCCUCCCGUACCGGGAGAUCGUCCAGCUUUCGGUGCUGUCACGGCCUUGGAUGCACAUCCACCACUACACGCCCGUCGUCAAGCUCAAUCUCGACGAGUUCCUCUUCUUCGACGACAUCAUGCUCGACGAGGGGGACGAGGACGCCCUCCCCGGCGUCGUCGACGACGGCCUCCUCGUCGGCCUCCGCGUCGCGCUCCGCCGCCGUGCGCAGGAGGGGUCCGGGUGCACGGUGGACGCCCUCAGGAUCGCCUACGCCGUCGACGACCGCCGCAUGAGGCGCCACGCCGACCGCAUCAUCGCCCUCGUCGACGCGCGCAGGAUCCGCGUCACCGUCCCCUACAACGGCCGCACCUCGAGAGACGCGUGGACGCUGGCCCUCCCGGCCGCGGCGCGCUACCUGGACGUCGCCGUGUUCGGCCAUCUCUCGCCGGCAAUCACGGGGCCAGGCGCCGCCGCCCUGCUGAAUCUCCGCCUCGAGCACGUCGUGCUCCGCGAGUGGCCGUGCCUCCCGUCCCUGCGCUCCCUGACGCUCAACACCGUCACCGUCGAGGCGCCGCUCCCACCUGGCGCGUGGUCCCCGCUGCUCGAGUACCUGAGCAUCUUCAAUUCCAAAAUCGAGCAAGCGCGUGUCGACAUUCGCCUGCCGCUCCUCAAGAGCCUUGACUUGGAUCUGGUCGACGUCAGCGCACACGGCGACUCCAUCGGCUCGCCGUUCGGAGACAUCACCGUCGACGCUCCGAGGCUGGAGGAUCUGGAGGUGAUCUGCAUCGCUGGCUGCGCCGCCGAGUACAAGUCGUUCACGCUGCGGGCGCCGAUGCUGCGCUACCUGUACUGGCACAACCAGUUCGCGGAGCGCGUGGCCAUCGAUGUUGGCAGCCCGGGCAGCGUCACGGCGGGGAAGAUCCAGUUCGAGUGGAAUCACGAGAGUAGCUGCCGCGAGCUGAAGAGCUACAAGGCACAGAUGAUGCGGAUGCUGGAGGGCCUCAUCCCGGAGCUGUCGCCGGAGCGUGUCGCCCACGCUGCAAGGCCUCACAUGACGCUCGACAAGUACACCGUGGAGGGCACUGACUUUGUGGAGGACGGCAAGAUGAUCCCCGAGGAGAGGCUCGCCUGCGACCUCGAUGCCAUCAUGUCGUCGCUAAAGGACUGAACACCAUUGGCGUGUCAGUUGCUUCUAACAAAGAUGCAGGACAAGUGGAAUUCUGAACUUUGGACCGCCGCACCGAUUGUGCAUGAGUUUGACUGGAAUAGCAAGUUCAUUUCUUCUUUUUCUUAGAAAGAGACCUGAUUUUGCCUGAUGAUCUUAAGAUAUUUGAUGUUUCCUGCACCAUGUUAUCUUGUCAAUGAAUUGUACUGCCGUUCUUGUUCUAGAAAUGAAAUGCCCAAUAGUUCUUGACCA
Molecule: messenger RNA, 1547 nt
Organism: Setaria italica (foxtail millet)
Lineage: Eukaryota; Viridiplantae; Streptophyta; Magnoliopsida; Poales; Poaceae
Exons: 2
Coding region: 39-1298 (419 amino acids)
Molecular function (GO): protein binding
Source: RefSeq, a predicted model, not a curated record